This is a messenger RNA of Protopolystoma xenopodis, 495 nucleotides long. The record is from the annotation of a GenBank genome assembly. Lineage: Eukaryota; Metazoa; Platyhelminthes; Monogenea; Polystomatidea; Polystomatidae.
AUGGCUUACGGCGCCAAUUUCCAUGAGGACGAUUCUGAGGAGGAAGGAGAUAGUGAAAAUGAGGAUGAGAAUUAUGCACCUUCUGAAUCUGAGUUUGAAGGCGAUGGUGACGGUUCAGAAGGCUCUGAUGAGGAUUCAGAUGAAGACGAUGAUGAAUCGGAAGAUUGGGAAGCUGAAGAAGAGAGCGGCGGUGAUGGGGACGACAGUUUGGACUCUGAUGAAUCAGCUGGCAAGGAUUGGGAUGAGUUGGAGGAGCUAGCCAGGCGUGAUGAUGCAAAAAAGGAUUUGGAAGAUCUGGAUGGCACACAUGGAACACAUGGCACACAUGGCACACAUGGCACUCAUGGAACACAAAAAUCAAAAAAAAGGCAACGCUCCCCCAGCCCUUCAAAUAUGCACUCUCAUAAGAAGUCCAAGAAAGACAAAAAGUCAUCUCCUCUUAAAAAGUCACGGCCACAAAACUCUAGAGAUCAACACAAGAGGCAUAGAAAAUAA